This is a messenger RNA of Suillus bovinus, 522 nucleotides long. RefSeq lists its product as uncharacterized. Bases 1 to 522 code for a protein of 173 amino acids. NCBI's taxonomy places the organism in Eukaryota, Fungi, Basidiomycota, Agaricomycetes, Boletales, Suillaceae. The record is from RefSeq and is a predicted model, not a curated record. The transcript is spliced from 3 exons.
AUGAAAAGCCUGAACGGACGGCACCGCAAGCAGACAGCGGUUCAUAAUUCAGCUUUCAUGUCAACAUUUGACAAGCCUGAUGUAGUACAUGAAGUCUCCCACUCAUUCGAGACCCAUGGAUGGGCGGAGGUGGACAGGAGAAAAAGGCAGGCUUCUUGCACUUACAUGAAGACAGGUCAAUCGGCAGAAUCAACACUGUCAGGAUCAGAGCCAAGCCCACCACUGCUGGCAACAGACGAACGCGGAAAAAAAGAACAAAACACGAAGGAACAAUGCAGGGAAACCAACAAACACGAAAAAAAACAUGGACAAAUGAGUGAACUUGGGGCAAUAGGGCCAGGCAGCCUCUUGAGGUGGGAGGUAGAUAGGGUCCCUGGUUUUCAAAUGAGUCAAUGCAAGGACAAACGAGGGAACCCACCGUCAAACGAGGGAAUGCGGGGACAAAUGAGUCGACGCGAGGACGAACGAACGAACGCGAGGAUAAAUGCGGACAAGAUAACUCAGAGGACGUUACCAACAUAG